Molecule: messenger RNA, 4869 nt
Organism: Dictyostelium discoideum AX4
Lineage: Eukaryota; Evosea; Eumycetozoa; Dictyosteliales; Dictyosteliaceae
Exons: 9
Coding region: 1-4869 (1622 amino acids)
Cellular component (GO): endoplasmic reticulum membrane
Molecular function (GO): hydrolase activity, acting on ester bonds
Source: RefSeq, a predicted model, not a curated record
AUGAAGUGUAUUCAGAGUACACCUUUUCGAAAAUGGUGUUCAUUGAUAGGUUUCAAUUUAAUAACAUUAAUAUUAUUGACGAUAUCAGUUCAGAAUAUAUUUAUUGAUAUUGACCCUAAUACUUGCACUAUGACAUAUAUGGUACCAAAUUACUUUUUAGUACCAACAAACCAUUCAAUGUAUAGUUUAUAUUAUUAUAAAGAAGGAAGGGAUUUAGGUUCUGCAAAUUCAAAAUUAUUAAUAAAUGAUUUAAAUCAACCAUUAAAAGGUAUGCCAGUAUUAUUUAUUCCAGGUAAUAGUGGAAGUUAUAAACAAAUUAGAUCGAUUGGAGCAGAGGCAUUUCAUCAUAUAAAUAAAGGUAGAUCAUCAAAUCGUUUUGAUAUAGAGAAUCCAAAUAAAACAAAGAAAAAGAGAUCAAUUGAUUAUCAAAAUGAGUUGGAUAUAUUUACAUUGAACUUUGAAGAGGAGUUAUCUGCAUUUGGUGGUGAUGUUAUGUACUCUGAAACUGAAUUUGUUAAUGAUUGUAUCAAUACAAUUUUAAAACUUUAUGAAAAUAAUAAUAAUAUACAUAAAAAACCAACUAGUGUAAUAUUAAUUGGACAUAGCAUGGGUGGGGUUGUAGCAAGAAUGUCGAUAUUGUUACCAAAUCAUGUUUAUGGAACUGUAACAACCAUUAUAACAUUAAAUUCAUCUCAUAGAAAUGCACCAGUUUAUUCACAUAUAUCAACAGCUAAUUUCUAUUUAGAAUUAAAUAAACAUUGGAGUAAAUCAAUUCAACCAAAACAUUUUAAAUAUAAUGAAAAAGGUGAUUUAACACAUUUACCAAGUGUUUAUGAUGAUAUUGUUGUAGUUUCAAUUGCAGGUGGACAUAGAGAUACAUUGAUUAGAUCAGAAUUAACAUCAUUAGAUGGAUUGGUUAGACAGGAUAGAUCAUUUUCAGUAGUAACAACCAGUGUACCAGAUGUAUUGAUAGAGACCGAUCAUCAAUGUAUUUUAUGGUGUAAUGAAGUUGUAUUAUCUUUGGUAUCUGGUUUAUUGUUAUUAGGUAAUCCAGAGACCAAACAAAACACAUUUGGACCAACAGAAAGAUUAUCAUUAUUAAAGAGUGUAUUACAUAGUCAUGUACCAGAGAUUUUAGGUAUCACUACAUUUUCAGAUCAACCACAAUUCACAAAAGAAAACAGAAAGAAUACUCGUUACGAUAUCGAUACUCUAUCUGAUAUUGCAAAGAAGAAACCAUUCGAAUCUUACUCAAUGAUCUCUUUAAUUCAUAAACCAAUAGUAUCAUAUAAAUCAAAUCCAAGAGUUAGGAUCACUUCUUCAGCUUCUUCUUUAACUUCAUUUUAUUUUCAUUUUAAAAUUUCUGAUUGGAUUGGUGAAGAAAAUUAUUUUUCAUUAACAACAAGUUUAGCACAAGGCGAUUUUACAGCAAUUUUAUAUAAAGAUAAAGAUUUUACAGAUGCAGUUGAUGUUUCAUUUAAUUCAUAUUCAUAUCCACCAUUACCACCAUUAACAAAUUCAGUGAUAGAGUCACCAUCAACUCAAUUGAUAUUGACACAUGAAGAGAUGAAAGGACAUCAUUCAUUAUUGAUUGCAUUCCCAAAAUCAAUUAGAAAGGAUAGAUUUGUAGCGGUGGCACAAUUUUAUAAUUCGACAUCAAGUAAAGUUGUAAUUCCAUCAGUAUCAUUUUUUGAUGAAUAUAGAUUCGUUUUACCAAUUGGUCAUCCAAUCAUUAUGAACUUUACACUUCCAAAGUAUACCAAUAAAUUCCCAAUUAAAGCAGUGUUGCAAACUAAAUAUUUGGAUAUUGAUAAUGUUAAUUCAUUAAGAGAUGAAGAUGUUGAAGCUUCAAAAUAUUCAAGAUCAUUGGUUGUUAAUAAUUUAAAACAUCCAGAACCAUAUACAACAUCAAUAUCAACAGGAAUAUCACAACAACAACAACAGCAACAGCAUCAAUCAGAUCCUGAUUCUAAUAAUGAAGGAUUUGAAGAUUUUGAUAUACGUUUAGCAUUCUCUAUGAAAUUUAUUGAUAAAGAAGCUGUAAUUCCAAAUAAUUAUCCAAUAUUUUUACCAAUAUCUUAUCAUUUCAUACCACAAUUAAUGGAGGAAGGUAAAUUUGUUACAAAUUGUACAGUCACAAAAAUUAAAUUUCAUCAAUCUUCAAAAGCUCAAUUAGCCUAUAGAGAAAAUAAUAACAAUAACAAUAACAAUAAUAAUAACAAUAAUAAUAAUAAUAAUAAUAAUAAUAAAAAAUCUUUCAAAGCUAUUAAUGGUAAAUUAAAAUAUUUAGAUCAAAAAGUUGAUUCAGUUGAUAAUGUUGAAUAUAGCAAUAACAAUAAUAAUAAUAAUAAUGAUAACAGUAAUGAAGAAGAAGAAGAAGUUGUAGUUUUGGUAGUUGAUCGUUUUGAUGAACAAAAUGAACAACAAAUUCAACAACAAAGAGCAGCAUCAGAUUUAAUUAAAUUUAAUCAAAAAUUAUUAUAUGUACAAGAGGAUCCAGAAUUGAUUGAUACAAUUCCAACAAAUUCAGCAGAGAAUACAAUUAAUGAAAAUGGUCAAAUGGAAAUCGAUAUUAAUAAUCCACAUUUAUUAAUGAUAUUGGAUCCAUUCUUUUCAUAUGAGAUCGUCAUUACAUAUGAUUGGAUUGGAUCAAUUGGAUCAUUGGUAUUCUCUUAUGCACUUUCACUCAUUUCAUGUACAUUUGCUUUAUUCCUAUGGGUAUUCUCUGCGCAAUUGAAUAGCUUCAUAAGGAAUGAUAAAUUCCCAUCUCUACUUAUCACCCUUAGAGAUCAAUCAGUUCAAUUGGUUCCAUAUUUAAUUUAUUUCCCUUCUUUGGUUUGUAUUGUUUUCACUAUCUUUGGUUUACCAAUUCCUUCAUUCUAUGGAGAAUUCUUACCUGAUCCAUUCAUUGAUAGUUUUAUGUUGGAAAGAAUUCCACCAUUUUGGUCAAUUCCAUUUUUAUUUAUUGUUUCAAUUUGUAUUUUAACAAUUUUAAUUUUAGUUACAAAUAUCUUAUUUACAAUUGGAUCAAUUUGUAGCAGUGUUUGUUUAUCAAUUUUAAAUCUAAUCAAUAGUCAUCCAUCAAAAAAUACACCAAUUCAUCCAAGAAGACCAAAUGCUCAAAAUGUCUCCUUUAAUAUGGAUAGAUUGGAUCUUUCGAAUGAUGAUGGAUUAUUAAAUAAUAAUAAUAAUAAUAAUAAUAAUAAUAAUAAUAUUAAUAACAAUAAUAAUAAUAAUAACAAUAAUAAUAAUAAUAAUAAUAACGGUGGUAAUAAUACCAACAAUAUAAAUAGUAACAAUAAUAAUAGUAACAGUAAUAAUAUAAAUUCAACCGACUAUAUAAAUAAUAAUAAUAAUAAUAAUAAUAAUAAUAAUAAUAAUAAUAAUAAUAAUAAUAAUAUAAAUAAUAGCAAUAGUUUCGUCAAUAAUCAAAAUUUAGAUGGAACUAAUUUUAAUAUCAAUAUAGAAAAUGGAGCCAAUAAUAUGGACUCCAAUAAUCUAAAUAUUGAAAGAGUAGAAAAUACCAAUUCUUUUGGUGUUAAUAAUAAUAAUAAUAUUAAUAAUAAUAAUAAUAUAAAUAAUAAUAUAAAUAAUAAUAUAAAUAAUAAUAUAAAUAAUAAUAUUAAUAAUAAUAUAAAUAGUAAUAUAAAUAAUAGUAAUAUAAAUAAUAGUAAUAUAAAUAAUAAUAAUAUAAAUAAUAGUGUGAAUAAUAUAAAUAAUAUUAUCCUUAAUAAUAUGAAUAAUAUAAAUAGUGGCAAUAGUGAUUAUAAUAAUAUUAAUAAUAAUAAUAAUAAUAAUAAUAAUGGUAAUAGUGAAUAUAAUAAUAUUUAUUUAAAUAAUAAUAAUAUCAAUAAUAAUAAUAACAAUAUAUUGAAUAAAGAUAAUAGUAAUGAUUUAUUAUAUAAUAAUGAACCAAUUGUAAUUAGUAAUAGAUGUACAACAAGUACUACUAGUAGUCCUGUAACUGGUAGUUUUUGUUUAGGGUCAACAGUAAACUCAAGAUUAAAUGGAAAUCCACAAUUUUCUUCAUCAAAGUGGGUUAUUAUUGGUUGUAUUAUGGUAAUUAUAAUUCACUCUGCUUUAGGUUUAGCUGCAUUCCUAUUGUUCUUAAUGUUUUCAUCGAGUAAACAAUUCAAUGGUACCAGCAAUGGAAAUAGUGCAAGUGUAAAUUCGCCAUCCUCUUCAAUAUCAUCAGUGUCACCUUUAUUAAUUUCAAGCAUAUCUGCAAGUGUAAAAAAGAAAUCAUUAAAGAUUCAAAAUGCAAUCAGAAAGGAAUUGUAUUAUCGACAAAGUAUCUUUUUAAUGUAUAUUUUUUCUGCUUUCAUCAUGGCUCCUAACUUGGUCAUUUGGAUUAAACAUUUAUCAUUUGAAUGGCAAGUCUUUGACUCUUUUGAAUUGUUUAUCUUAUUGGCCAUAACUCAUAUCUUUUUAUCAACAAUCGAAUUAAAUCAAAGUAAUCUUUUUAUUUUAAGAAUUGCCCUCAUGAUUGCCUCAGUUUUAGUAUCAAUUUAUUGUAUUUUAUUUUUAUAUAGAAUGCUUUACUUUAAUUUGGUACUUUCACUUUUAUAUGAAGCAUAUAAUAUUUUAUCAGUAUAUGGAGAUGAUGAUUUUUUCAAUAAACCAUGUCCUGAAGAUUCAUCAAAUUGGAAAGAUAAGUUAACAUUUAAAUGGGUUGAAAGGAUAAUAUUUGUUGGAUUUUUUAGAGCACCUUUAAAUUUAAAUGAUAUUUCAGAUUUACCAAGUAGUUUAAAAGUUGAAAAUACAGCACCACUUUUAAAAGAUAUAAUAUUCAAUGAUUCAACUAUACCUUUAAUUAAACACAUAUAUUCAAAAUUUUUACCAAGAAAUUAUAUUGCAACUGUUUUUUAA